CUCGCGGGUACCAGCCGCAGGGGCGACAGUGGGUCGGUGGCGUUAUCUCCGUCCGCGCCGUUAUCUCUCCUCCCCCUUUGCCUUUCCCAUCUGUUCGAUCUCCGUGGAGCUGUCGACGUUGAUCAUCGCCGAGUGAAACCGGAGUUCAAAGCUGCUGUUUUGCAAGGGGUGGGGGAGACAGCUCGCGCUCUGGCGGCCAUGGCGUCCCUGUCGGAGAGCAGGAACAUGACGUUGGAGGAUGCGGAGGUGACGUCCGAGCACCGGGGACCGGAGCCGAGCCGUCGCCAGCUCAUCCCGCUGGAGGACAGGGACACGGUGGCGGCUAGGGAGCUGGACCUCGGGUUCCCCCUGAUGAGGCAGAACACCAUCUAUUCCCUCACCCUCGACGAGAUCCAGAACGCAGUGUGCGAGCCCGGAAAGACGUUCGGCUCCAUGAACAUGGAUGAGUUCCUCACCAACAUCUGGAACGUCGAGGAGAUCCAGGCCGCCGCAGCUGCAAACAACAACAACGAAGUGCCGAUCAACCACCUCGCUGAGAGCACUGCAGGACGGCAAGCGGCGGAGGCUCCGCCACUCCGUCGGCAGGGGUCGCUCACGCUCCCGGCGCCGCUGUCUAGAAAGACGGUGGAUGAGGUGUGGGCGGAGAUCCACCGGGACGUGGCGCUUCGGUCGCAACACGUGGAGCGGGCUAGCCAGGAGGGCGCCGGGAGCGCCGCUCGCCAGCCGACCUUCGGGGAGAUGACUCUCGAGGACUUCCUCAUAAAGGCUGGCGUGGUCCGGGAGGGGUACGGCGGCGGACCGCCGGGGGCGCCGUCGCCCCACCAGCAGCCGGUGGCGCCGCCUCCCGCGCCGGCGGCGCAGCAGUACGGGAUGGCCGGGUUCGGCCACGUCGUGGGCAUGGCGGGGUAUGUCGACGAGCAGGGGCUGGGGUCAGCAGCGGGCGUGGGCAACGGGGGCUACUCGGUGGGUAAUGGGUUUGGUGGACGGGUGGGGAAUGGCUACGCCGCUGCGGCGGCGGUGGGGUCGCCGGCUAGCCCGGUAUCCUCGGAGGGGAUCGGGGGAGGGCAGGUGGACAACACGGUGGCAGGGUACGUGGCAGACGGGCCGAGGGUUGGCGGCGGCGGAGGGAGGAAACGUCCGACGGACGGGGCAGCGGUGGACAAGGUGGUGGAACGGCGGCAGAGGAGGAUGAUCAAGAACCGGGAGUCGGCUGCCCGAUCUCGCGCCAGGAAGCAGGCAUACACGGUGGAGCUGGAGGCGGAGCUGAACCAGCUGAAAGAAGAUAAUGCCCGGCUGCGUGAAGAACAGGGAAGAGUGAUGGCGUUGAGGAAACAACUGCUGCUGGAGUCCAUGAGUGAGCAGGCGCGGAUAAACGUGCAGAAGGCCGCGAGGAAGCUGCGCCGCUGCAACAGCAGCACUUGGUGAUGGCUUUGCCAAGACCCGCUUCCUCCUCUCGUGCACAAGCUGUGAGUUCUAAUCCCCUAGCUUUGGUUGGCUUGGUGUCUUGUGCAAAGCGUAGGCAGUGAGAGAUACUGUAUUAUCCUGCAACUUAGUGAUGUAUUGAGAACACUUCUAAUAUAUAGAUAUACAUAGUUGUCAUACUGA
Messenger RNA from Musa acuminata subsp. malaccensis (wild Malaysian banana), 1605 nucleotides. RefSeq names its product protein ABSCISIC ACID-INSENSITIVE 5-like. Gene Ontology annotation, cellular component: nucleus. Gene Ontology annotation, molecular function: DNA-binding transcription factor activity. Gene Ontology annotation, biological process: positive regulation of DNA-templated transcription. The record is from RefSeq and is a predicted model, not a curated record. Lineage: Eukaryota; Viridiplantae; Streptophyta; Magnoliopsida; Zingiberales; Musaceae.